AUGUUUGGUGGAGGUCAACAAAGACCACCGUCAAUCGGAAACAGCGGAGUUCCUCCCUACUGUGUGAAAACGAUAGGUUCCCGGCACAUUUUGAUUGGUGGCGGCGGAGGUGCGUCUAAAACUGGAGUAAAAAACGAAAUCGAAACUCGUCUUUUUACCACCGAAAAUGCGAGCAGAGAUGUUGGAUUCCAGUCGCAGUGUGUUCACACCGUCGAUACUGGUUCCAUGGCCACUAUGAACAUGGACGUCGCAUAUUUAGUGGACGAAAUUAAUGCAAGAUAUGUCAUAGUUGCUGGCCAAGACGAUCAAUGUGACUUAUACAUGACACGGGGAUUCAAACUGAAUGAGCUCGAAAAUGACAGUUUAUGCUUUGAAAUCAAACAAGUUGGUCAAGUAAAAACCGACUUUCAUCCAACCUUCUCCUAUCAGAAGUGCGUUCGAUUUGAUAAAAAUUCUCGAGGGAAAAUCUUUGCAACUGGUGGAGCAGAUGGAUUCAUUCGAAAAUGGGAUGCUCAGAUUGUUUCGCGGUCAGAUGAUGGAAAUGCGCAGCCAAUUUUUCAAGUACAAGCUUACGAAUCCUCCGUGGAUGACAUUGAUUUCUCUAAUGAUUCGAAGUUUAUAAUCUCGGUUGGCUCAGAAGGUACAUUCAUUUGGAGUGCGGAAACUGGAGAGAAACUUUAUGAUGUAAAAUUUCCAAUCGAAAUUGCAAGGGGAUUUAAGAUGCGAUCUGUUCGAUGCACACCUCUUGGAAACGCUAAUGGAAACAUGGUUUUUGUAGCUGCAUAUAAUUCCAUUUCGAAAAAAGAUAAUGUUUGUUGUUGCUACUUAUCAUUGUGGACGUUCAACGGCGAGAGGAGAGUAGCUAGACCGAUUGUCACAAAGUUGGUUGCUAAAAAAGAAUCCAUUUCCACUCUGUCAGUAUCCGAUUGUGGAAAUUUCACAGCUAUUGGAACUAUGACAGGAGGUGCUGGAGUGUUUGACACUCAUGAAUUUCGUCGAAUGUAUUUUGCUCCUAAUUCUCAUGAAGUGUUUAUCACUGGAGUCGAAUUUCUCUCCAAAAAAUCGCCACAGAUUUGUGAAAACUUUCCCAGAGAAACACCUGGAAUCUCGUCUGGAUUCCAUUCUGCUAUCGUAACGUUGGCUGCUGACAAAACGUUACAACUUCAUCGUGUACCACACCCACAACCUCAGCCGUUCAGUGAAUUUUUGCUUAUCAUAUCACUUAUGAGUUUUGUUUUUUCAUGGUUUUCCUCUUAUUUAAUUGUUUCCUAA
Caenorhabditis briggsae is the source of this 1272-nucleotide messenger RNA. It is a transcript of the gene Cbr-sec-12, whose product is annotated as Protein CBR-SEC-12. Gene Ontology annotation, biological process: protein secretion. The transcript has 8 exons. Gene Ontology annotation, molecular function: protein binding; GTPase activator activity; guanyl-nucleotide exchange factor activity. NCBI's taxonomy places the organism in Eukaryota, Metazoa, Nematoda, Chromadorea, Rhabditida, Rhabditidae. Bases 1 to 1272 code for a protein of 423 amino acids. The record is from RefSeq and is a predicted model, not a curated record. Gene Ontology annotation, cellular component: endoplasmic reticulum membrane.